This is a messenger RNA of Paramuricea clavata, 2635 nucleotides long. The record is from the annotation of a GenBank genome assembly. Lineage: Eukaryota; Metazoa; Cnidaria; Anthozoa; Malacalcyonacea; Plexauridae.
CAACUUUCCGAAGAUCUGUUGGGAAUCGCCAGAGUUAACAGCCGGCGAAGACGAAGUCCAGUUCACAGAAAUUCUGAACGAUCACUACCUAACACAAGUAAAUCGAGUUCCAACAAGAGGCGACCACAUCCUCGAUCUCGUCAUCAGCAGUGUUGCUGAAAACGUUCAAAAUAUGUCUGUAAUCAGUCCUAGCCAAAGCGGUUUAAUAACCGACCACUCAGCAAUCACGUUCGACAUUGCGACAACGUUCAAAGCACGUCCGAAAAUUAAACGAUCUGUCUUUGAUUAUAACCGAGGGAACUUCGACGGACUUCGUGCAACUCUAGAGUCGGUUGACCUUUGCGGUGCAGUCGAGUCAGCAGUGGACAUUAACCACGGUUGGUUGAAAUGGAAAGAACUAUUUCUCAGUGUUGUACGCGACAGUAUUCCGAUAAAAACCAUCAGCAACGUCAAUAAUCCGCCUUGGAUCAACGGUGAGAUAAUCCACGCUAUCAGGAAAAAGGAGACCGUGCGUCGGAAACUGAAAACAUCGCCAACGGACGUACUGAGAAACAAGUUCAAGGCUUUGCGAUCCAAGGUGAAACGAUUGAUCACUGAAAGUCGUUGUCAGUUCUUCCAGAACAUCAGCGAAGCUCUCUUCAAUAAUCCCAAAAGAUUCUGGUCUGUCUUUAAAAUCAACAGUAAACGUGCCAGUGUUCCAGGAUCAAUGACAAUGGGAUCAAAUGGAUUAGAUCCUGACUCGGCCCGCUCAGCUUCAUGUCCUCGCGACAUAGCAGAACUGUUCAACGACUACUUCUCCUCCAUUGUGUCUGGAAGCGACAAAACAACUCAAACGGACAAUCCAUCCUCGCCAACUGAUAGCAACUUGUCAGAGUUAAUUCUUUCUCCUGAUGAUGUUCUAGCUGCACUCCUCAGCCUCGAUACCAACAAAGCCACAGGUCCGGAUGAAAUACCACCAAGAAUACUAAAGGAAUGUGCUCACCAAAUUGCUCCGUCAUUAUGUCUACUGUUUAAUCAAUCACUCCGACAUGGCUCCUUACCAGAGGAAUGGAAGCUCGCGAACAUCAUCCCUAUCCAUAAAAAAGGUGACAUCUCCAACGUUGAAAACUACCGUCCAAUUUCGCUUCUGUGUGUAACAUCCAAAGUCCUCGAGCGCUGUGUGCUGAGAAACCUGAGAGAUUAUCUGAUGUCCCUAAUUAACUCCGCUCAACAUGGUUUCAUUCCUGGAAGGUCAUGCACAACCCAGCUAGUCGAAGUUUUGCACUACAUUGGAUCCAUUUUAGACUCUGGUAAACAAACCGAUAUAAUCUUCAUGGACAUGUCAAAGGCUUUUGACAAGGUCAGCCAUACAGCUCUGAUAAACAAACUCCAACAGUAUAACAUUGGCGGAUCUCUUCUCCAAUGGUUCACAUCGUAUCUACAUGACCGCCAACAGCGCGUCACAACUCUUGGCGCUACUUCUUCCAAAAAACCAGUGUGCUCCGGUGUUCCGCAAGGCAGUAUCUUAGGACCAAUACUCUUCCUCCUGUAUGUGAAUGAUUUACCAGACGCUGUGACGAACUCGACAGUUGCGUGUUUUGCAGACGACACCAAAAUCUUCCGUAGAAUUGACUCCAUCACCGAUGCUAUGUUACUCCAGGACGACAUCAAUAACCUUCAAUCCUGGUCCACGUCAAGCGGUCUCGUGUUUAACGAAGGAAAAUGCAAAAGUAUUAGCAUUACCAGACGUAGUCAACCAAUCCAUCAUCUAUAUAGCAUCAAAGGCAAAGAACUUGCACUUAUACCAGCAGAGAACGAUCUGGGAAUUUGGAUUGCGAGCGAUCUAACCUGGUCUAAACACAUUUUAGACCGGUGUACCCGUGCCAACAAACUCCUUGGAUUUAUAAAGCGAUGUUCUGGGGAAAUAAGCGACGCGAGGACCCGCCGGACUCUGUAUCUGUCUUUGGUUCGGUCGGUUUUUGGUUACUCGAGCCAGGUUUGGUCGCCUCAAACCGUGACCCUCAUCCAACGUAUGGAACGGGUCCAAAGAAGAGCAACGAAGUACAUUUUAAACCUUCCGUACUUGUGCAGUGAGACUUAUCGGGAACGACUUGCCAGUUUGGGUCUCUUACCGCUAUCUUACUGGCACGAAUAUUUGGAUCUCGUGUUCUUUUUUAAAGCGGUGAACGGCUUGGUCGACGUGUCCCAUGACGUCCUCCCCGAAGUCAUGUCCCAAACCAGAACGACCAGAUCCUCCAGUGGCAACCAAAUCUCCUUCCGUCCGGCCAAAUGCAAAACCUCUACCUACCAACGCUCCUUCUUUAUUCGUGCAUCCAGAACUUGGAACUCUUUACCAACUACACUAAGAUCUCCUGACAUUAAUAUUAGGCAAUUCAAAACCGAUUUACAAACUUACUACCUGACAGCCCUGAGAGAAUGCUUCGACGAAGAAGAUCCGAGGACAUGGAAGACUAUUUGUCUGAAGUGUAACACUAGUCGUUACUUACGUUCUGAACUAACUUGUUGUUUUUAGUCUCCUGUCCAUGUACUGUAUGUUAUAUAUUCUGUACUGUAUGUGUAUUUUUGUAUAGGGCCCACAGUAAUUGGUUUACACUGUUGUGGUGUCCCUGCCAUUUUUGUCCAUGUUUAUUGUGUA